Messenger RNA from Verruconis gallopava, 2323 nucleotides. RefSeq lists its product as uncharacterized. The coding region runs from base 62 to 2056 and encodes 664 amino acids. Lineage: Eukaryota; Fungi; Ascomycota; Dothideomycetes; Venturiales; Sympoventuriaceae. The record is from RefSeq and is a predicted model, not a curated record. The transcript has 3 exons.
GGCGAAAUCGUCUUCUCGAUCAAAGCCUUGCCAUUCUUGCAUAGCAUCGAUAUAACAUAUAAUGGCGGCCCCAGUCGCCAUGGCGCAUUCUGCGCCACGCAUCACUGAAACCGCAGAGCUACAGCAGGCAUUGAAUACCGCGCAUUUUGAGCUUAACUAUGAGAAAAGUGCACGAAUCAUCGAGGGUGUUGCUAAAGAUGAGGAAAUUCGCGUUUUGAAGGUGAAGAUUCAUAUCAUGGAGGAUGAAGUGGAGGAAUUAAACGAGCAACUGGCCAAAGAGGAGGAGCGCGUUGACAUGCUCAUUCAAGAUCUGGAAGAGGCUACUGCAAGUGCAGACCAAUUGGACAGCCAAGUUAAGAAGUUGCAGAAUGAGUUGCGCGUGAAAAAUCGCGAACUAGAGACUGCUAGGGCCGAAGUCGCAGCAUUGAGCGACAUAUCCAAUGAUACGGCAAAGGUGCUCAAGGAGAAGCUUGCGCUCGCUCGAGAACUGGCUAAUCUGAAGCCCGAGCUGGAGCAUCUGAAAACACAAGCUGCAUCUAACCAAGAAUUGCUGGCGGAGAAAUUGUCUCUUCAGCGGCAGCUUUCCACCCUGCAGGUCGAGCUCGAGAACGCGAAGCGAAGCGCAGAUAGGAACUUCAAAGCGGGAAAAAAUGAUGAAAAAAUCGAAGAGUACAGAGCACAAAUCGAUCAACUUAGAAAGGACCUAAAGGAAGCGAGGAAGACGGACAAGAAGAUCGAGACGCUUGAGCUUGAACUUGUGGCCGCAAAGAAAGCAGCCGAAGAAUAUAGCCGACCCAAGUCAAGCUCGAACGAGCCCGCUUCGCAUGAAAUGAAGACACAGAUCGAGGCACUAAAGAGGGACCUUGCCAACGAAAAGAGAGAGCGUCAACGCGCGGAGAAAGCGUUGGAAAAAGAACAGGCGGGCUGGGAGGCUCAACGCUCAACUCUAGAGGAUAAGCUUGCAAGCUUCCGUGCAAAACUCAAGUCUACAAAAGAGAAGCUAAAGCAGUCUGAAGCAGAGUUAGACUCCGUGCGUGAAUCUGUAACGUCCAAUGCCGGUGCCUCAGCAGGUGCUGGGACCAAGGCUACUGCCAACUCACGGAAAAGAUCGGCACCUGCCGUCGACCCCGACGUGAUGUUAGGAACCCCUGGAGACCAUCCGCAAGCCAAGAGGGGACGAAAGGCAGUGACUGCGAGCCAUGUUGGCGAUAAGAGUACAUUCAGCAUCACACCGUUCCUUAACCGGACCAUGAGUCUUGUACCCGAAAGUCCUGGGAGCGCGAAAGAGGACUCCGGCGGGAAAAAGCGCAAAGCCAGUGAUGAUGAUGACGAUGUGGAAGGUGGUAAAGAUGCAGAGGAAGCCACUCCGUCCGCAACUGCGAAGAGAGGAAGCAAGAAAUCCGAAAAGACAACCAUGACCAAGGUCCUUGCACCAGCGUCGAGUGCGAAACAGAACAGCAAACCUCCAGCUAAGAGAAGCAAAGGUGCACCGUCUACGCUGGAGAAAGUCGCGGAGGAAGACGAGAACGAUAGCCCUAAGAAGCAUCGUCCAGAUCCCGCACCGGAAAAGGAUAAGGAGGAAACCGCAGCGACCACAACAAUGCAAGAAACGUCUUCUGAGAAAGAACCCCCUGCGCCUGCCGGAGCGUACAAGGAGAAAAAGACGACCACAACUGUUCCUCUCGGCUUGGUGCCCAAGCUGAAGUCGACCUCAACAGGUAGCAAGCCACGCAAAUCGCUACUCUCUUUUGCAGCUUUCACGGACGAGCCUGCUCCGGUUGAAAAGAAGCCAAAGAAGCGAAAGCUACUGGGCGGCGGCGGCAAUACCAGUGUUCUCGGUGGAGGACUAGGCAAGACCCUUUUUGAUGAGGAUGACGACGACGGGCUGCCCAGCAAACCUGUCCCUGGAAGGGGCCUUUUUGCAAAGCGAAACUUGCUUGGUGGGAAAGGCAAACCAGGCGCGGCGGGUACGUCCGAGGUGGACGGGUUUGUGUUUAGUCCGCUGAAGAAGGAUAGAAAAGCUAUGGCAUUGGCACAGAGCAUGUUGGGCAAUUAAGGAGGCUAAUGACGGAAAGAGAACUUUGGUUUGACCGGUGCGUUCUAUGGAUUUUUGGGGAGUUAAAUCGCGCCCAAGCCUGAAUUCUUUUGAUGUGCAAAUUGCGUGUUGCAACGCUAGACUCUCCAAAUCAUCCGAGCACUUCUUCUCGUCCCGCAUCUUCUUUUCGACGUAGGCCGAUGAAGUACGCUUCCUUACUCUCCUGUAUGAUCUCAUUAGCCUUUGCAUUCGACUAGAUUCCUUCUCUAGAAGGACUGAAAGAAUUCC